Molecule: messenger RNA, 2920 nt
Organism: Pseudo-nitzschia multistriata
Lineage: Eukaryota; Bacillariophyta; Bacillariophyceae; Bacillariales; Bacillariaceae
Source: the annotation of a GenBank genome assembly
UGAAAACGCAACUCUAAUACAGUAUCCUGUAACUGGGGAGAAGACAAGCACCCCGAAACAUUAGGACUGUCUUUCCUGUUGUCGCACAAUCUUUCUGAAAACACGAAGGAAACGAGCGAACGAACGAACGAACGAACGAACGGCCAGCACAGCACAGCACAGCGCAGCGAGACAUGGCGGAGCAAGAAAUCGGGAAAAAACCAUACCACGCAAGAAUGCCGGCGCAGCUCCCGGCAAAAGGCUCCCGGGGGUGCCGGUCCGGCCCGGUGCUUUCGCCCGCGGUGUGGCUGCCGCUCCUGCCGAUGCUCUUGCUGGGGUCCCUCGCCCGGGGACCGGCCCUUGCUUCCGCGGCCGACCUCUCCCUGUCGCUCCGCUCGGUUUCCCCUCUGUCCGGCCCCUCGGCCCGCAUCGUGGUUCCCCCGUCCCGCAUCGGCGGAGGCGCUCCCGGAACCGAUGCGGGUGCCGGCGACAACAUCGGCGACGACCACCUCGACAACUUUUGCGGAAGCUUCGACCCCGGCUGCGCCCGCCUCCGGGUGGACGACACCGCGGAAGGAGGGAUGCUGGGAAUCCGGAGGGACCCCCGGACUUUUGUUCCCGUCGCCUUUCUGCCCGGGGAACAACACCGGCAGUGGCAGCAGCAGCAGCAGCAGCAAGAACAACAACAAGAACAACAACAACAAGCAGGACAGCCACCACGUCCACGCGAGGAGGACCGGUUCCGCUCGGAUGCUUUACUGCAAUCCCAACUCCCGGCACCCUUGCGGUCCUCGUUCAAAAAGACGGGGACYACCAUCGCCGGCUGCGUCGUCUACCACAACGCCACCGCCGCCAGAGACGGUGCAGCGAAACCAGGAGGGACCCCCCCGCCUUCCGGCCCCUGCGUGGUCCUGGCCGCCGACACGCGCGCCACCGCAGAAACCCUCGUGGCCGACAAGGCCUGCGACAAGAUCCACAAGCUGGCCUCGAACUGCCGGUGCUGCGGCGCGGGGACCUCGGCCGACCUGGACAAGCUCACCCGGCAGGUCCUCUACCAGGUGGCCAUGGACGAGCUGGGGGGCCGGACCGUCGGCAACGGGGGCCUUUCGGGCGGCCAGCGGCCGGAAACGACCGAGAAAGAGGCCGCCGAGGUGCUSUACCAGGACUAUGGUGGCUCCGGAGGCUUCGCGAAGGGGCAGCCGCUCCUGUGGAUGCGCCCGGUUUCGAUCGAUGGGAUCUGCGGCGUCUUUCGGGACGUCCUCUUCCGGAACGGGGGCCGGAUCGGUGCCAACCUCAUCGUCGGGGGGGUCUGGAAGCAAAAGGCCUUUCUCAGAGCGAUCCACCCCCACGGGUCCACCGACGCGGACCUCCCCUUUUGCGCACUCGGCAGCGGGGGGGCCGCGGCGAUGGCCGUCCUGGAGGACGGCUGGGCCCAAAACCUCUCGCUGGAGGAGGGGGUCGACCUGGUCCGCCGGGCCGUCUUGUCGGGGAUCCGCAACGAYCUGGGCAGCGGGAGCGCGGUCGAUCUCUGCGUGGUCUACCCCGACGGCUCCUGCGUCCAGACCCGCGGCCUGGUUCCGGAGGAGGAACUCCCCCCCGAAGGGACCGAGGACGGGAGCGGAAGGGACGCUUGCGGAAGUGCGCCUCCGCCGGCUCGGGCCCCCGCCGGGGUGAACGGCUUUGGCAACCAGCCCCUCUCUCUGGAACRCAAAGCACAGAGGAUGCCGUGCGCCGAGACGGACCAAACCGAGCGAACCAGGGCGUGGGACCGGGUCCUGGGGCUGUGAGAGGGAGCGAUCCUUGGACAAACAAGGUCGGAUCGAAUCGAAUCGAAUCGAAUCGGAUCCAACCGAAUCGAGUCGAGUCGAGUCGGGUCGGGUCGAAUCACCGGGGUUACUUGGGCUGCACCGAUUUCGUGUUUCCUUGGAAUCGGCUGCACCAGGAAGAUACGGAUUCUUGUGUGUGUGUCUGUGUGUGUAUGCGUAGGACAAACGCACGCAACGGGCGAGGGAACCGGUUGUGGAAGAGAACGGAGGAAAUCAGUGACGGAAAACACACAAACCAAGUGGCAAAGACGCCCCUCGCCGUGURUUCCGUACRCGGCUUUCCGCAGUGCMUGCCUCGUCGUGGUUCGAAACAGGAUGCGAUGCGAUGCGAUGCAAUGCUCCCCGCGGAAGGCACUGCAAAGUGGCCGCAUGGCAGCCGUGGGAUCGCUUUGCUCGUUCACGGAGCAUCUGGGUUCGAUGGGUCUCUCGUGGCUUUCCAACAUUCUUGCAAGCAAGAAGGAGCCCAGGGAACACGCCGGUCGCCAGCAAAUGAAUGCUGGGUACUACAGUACCUCACAUGCGACCACUAGUAAGAGUCAAAAACGAAGAAAGGAAUGGAACAAUUCGACUUCUUGUCUUUUCCGUUUUCAUUACAUGCGGUCUUCAAACUCUUGAAAGGGCACUGAAAGGAACCACUAAUAAUUGAUUGGUAACAGUUGCUAGUCGUAGUACUGUAACACUAUUACUAGUCCUACUGGCAUUCAUUAUUUAAAACUGGACAGAAAUAUGAGCGGAGAGAUGAAUCGGUAGCAAUUUGCUUAUCUCUGUGUCACAAGAAGAAAAUUUUAAGCUAGCAAUGCUGACUGGUGGUCAUUCUGCUGGUGAUAUGUCGUCCUCAUGGUGAUGGUGCUGCGGGUGGAGGCACAAGCAACAAGAACAACAAGAAGAAUAUCAGGAUUUUUCCAUACCACCCCAGCACCACUUGUGCUCUUCUUGUUGAUGUUGGAUUUGUAGCACUACAAGUGCUAGUAAUACUUUGGAGUAUUACCAAAUUCUACUGUUGUUAGUACUAGUACUAGUAAUAUUAGUAGUGGUAGGAUUAUUAGUACGUAUUUUUGAAGUAGUAGUACUACUACUAGUAUUACUAGUGCUAUGAACAAAAGAAAACAUUGCAG